Messenger RNA from Akanthomyces muscarius, 219 nucleotides. RefSeq lists its product as uncharacterized. Bases 1 to 219 code for a protein of 72 amino acids. Lineage: Eukaryota; Fungi; Ascomycota; Sordariomycetes; Hypocreales; Cordycipitaceae. The transcript has 4 exons. The record is from RefSeq and is a predicted model, not a curated record.
AUGAGUGACAAUUUACGCCCGAAUACCACCGAAACAUCUCUUUCCUGGCAAGCUCGCGUGUUGGUACCUGGCGGAGAUGAGCGAACAUGCGUUGCCCUUGUUGAGGCAGAGACGAAGAAAAUAGCAAGCCUGGGAGGCAAGCUCAUACACGGCUUGUCCCCUGUAAUAAGAGGCUCCAACCUCACCUACGCCACCCGUUACGCCUCACGCAAUAUAUGA